This is a messenger RNA of Cricetulus griseus (Chinese hamster), 2853 nucleotides long. The record is from RefSeq and is a predicted model, not a curated record. NCBI's taxonomy places the organism in Eukaryota, Metazoa, Chordata, Mammalia, Rodentia, Cricetidae.
AAAACCAUGGCUGCUAAUAAAGGAAUGGCCAUAGGCAUCGACCUAGGCACCACCUACUCGUGCGUGGGCGUGUUCCAGCACGGCAAGGUGGAGAUCAUCGCCAACGACCAGGGCAACCGCACGACCCCCAGCUACGUGGCCUUCACCGACACCGAGCGGCUGAUCGGAGACGCCGCCAAGAACCAGGUGGCCAUGAACCCCCAGAACACUGUUUUUGAUGCCAAACGUCUAAUUGGCAGGAAGUUUAAUGAUCCUGUUGUACAGUCGGACAUGAAGCUUUGGCCAUUUCAAGUGAUCAACGAAGCGGGCAAGCCCAAGGUGCUGGUGUCCUACAAAGGAGAGAAGAAAGCCUUCUACCCCGAGGAGAUCUCGUCCAUGGUGCUGACGAAGAUGAAGGAGACUGCAGAGGCUUUUCUGGGUCACAAUGUCACCAACGCGGUGAUCACGGUGCCCGCCUAUUUCAAUGACUCGCAGCGCCAGGCCACCAAGGACGCGGGUGUCAUCGCCGGACUCAACGUGCUCAGAAUUAUCAACGAGCCCACGGCGGCCGCCAUCGCCUACGGGUUGGAUAAAGGAAGUCAUGGGGAGAGGCACGUGCUCAUCUUCGACCUGGGGGGCGGCACGUUCGACGUGUCCAUCCUGACGAUCGACGACGGCAUCUUCGAGGUGAAGGCCACGGCGGGGGACACCCACCUGGGCGGCGAGGACUUCGACAACCGGCUGGUGAGCCACUUCGUGGAGGAGUUCAAGAGGAAGCACAAGAAGGACAUCAGCCAGAACAAGCGCGCGGUGCGGCGGCUGCGCACGGCCUGCGAGCGCGCCAAGAGGACCCUGUCGUCCAGCACCCAGGCCAGCCUGGAGAUCGACUCCCUGUUCGAGGGCAUCGACUUCUACACGUCCAUCACGCGGGCGCGGUUCGAGGAGCUGUGUGCAGACCUAUUCAGAGGCACCCUGGAGCCCGUGGAGAAGUCCCUUCGGGACGCCAAGAUGGACAAGGCUAAAAUCCAUGACAUUGUCCUGGUGGGCGGCUCCACGCGCAUCCCCAAGGUGCAGAAGCUGCUGCAGGACUACUUUAACGGACGGGACCUCAACAAGAGCAUCAACCCGGACGAGGCGGUGGCCUACGGGGCGGCGGUGCAGGCGGCUAUUUUAAUGGGUGACAAGUCUGAAAAGGUACAAGAUUUGCUUUUGUUGGACGUGGCUCCCCUGUCUCUAGGACUGGAGACGGCGGGCGGCGUGAUGACUGUUCUCAUCAAGCGCAACUCCACCAUUCCCACCAAGCAGACGCAGAUCUUCACCACCUACUCGGACAACCAGCCCGGCGUGCUGAUCCAGGUGUACGAGGGCGAGCGGGCCAUGACGCGCGACAACAACCUGCUGGGCCGCUUUGACCUGACUGGAAUACCGCCUGCACCUAGGGGCGUGCCCCAGAUCGAGGUGACCUUCGACAUCGAUGCCAAUGGAAUUCUCAAUGUCACAGCCAUGGACAAGAGCACCGGCAAGGCCAACAAGAUCACCAUCACCAACGACAAGGGCCGGCUGAGCAAGGAGGAGAUCGAGCGCAUGGUGCAGGAGGCCGAGAAGUACAAAGCCGAGGACGAGGGCCAGAGGGAGAAAAUCGCGGCCAAAAAUGCCUUAGAGUCCUACGCGUUUAACAUGAAGAGCGCCGUGAGUGACGAGGGUCUGAAGGACAAGAUCAGCGAGUCCGACAAAAAGAAGAUACUGGACAAGUGUAACGAGGUCCUUUCCUGGCUGGAGGCCAACCAACUGGCUGAGAAAGACGAGUUCGACCAUAAGAGAAAAGAGUUGGAGAACAUGUGUAACCCGGUCAUCACCAAACUCUACCAGGGAGGGUGCACAGGGCCCACCUGCGCACCGGGGUACACGCCCAGCAGGGCUGCCACAGGCCCCACCAUCGAGGAAGUAGAUUAGCAUUUUCUGGACCUACAGGGUGCUAGGGUGCUUCUAGGUGAAUUUUAUUCAUCUUCAAACAUCGCUAUGACUCUUGAGCUGACUGGACACGAGCCUAAGUCACCAUCCUUUGGGAUUCUGAUGGAGAAGUCUCCAUUCUACCUUUUCAUGCCCCCACCCUCGCGCUAUGAUCCUGAAAUGGACCUUUAGGAAACAAGGCCCCUCUGAACCAUUUGAAGAAUUUGGAUGUCUGCUAUUUAUUAGCCACGCCCCACCCUCUCCUCCUCCUGUGUGGAUGGUUGUUUGUCUCUCAGUAAAUUUUUUCCCAAAGGAAACACUUCUGGUAUCUAUUUACUGAGUCAUGGCCCUACAGCGUAUGUCUAGAUUCGUCAACACUAUGUAGGCCAACUUGGCCUUUUACUUGGAGCAAUUCUCCUGUCUCUGCCACCCGAGUUCUGAGAUUACAGGCAUGCUCCACCAUGCCCAGCUUUUUUUGUUUUUUGUUGUUCGUUGGAGGCAGGGUUUCUUGUAGCCCAGGUUUGCUUCAGAUACUCAGCAUCCAACAGUGACCUGCUCGUAUCUCAGCCAGCUUGUUCCCUGAUAUCUUUAAACUGUCGAUGUUCCCCAAAAUGUAAGAAAGGGGAUCUCACAUAGGACAUGAAUUUUGUUUAGGAGUUUGUUGUGAAUGAUUAACCUGCUAAGGGCAAAGGACUUGGGCUUUAAGUUCAGCCUUUCCAACAAAACUAUUUUGCCUUUUUUGUUUUUGUUUGGAGACUGGGUCUUAUGUAGUCUAGGUGUGCUUUGAACUGUUCAUGCUGCAUUAUGACUGGAAUUACAGAACAUUACACCUGCCAAGAAAAAAAAAUCCCUAAUUUUCUGGCACCCUGGGCCCAUAUAAAUCAGUUGGUGACUGUGGUUACUUCUAAUAAAUGUGGUUACUUC